AUGUGUGGUAUUAUUGGUUUAAUAUUGGCGAACCCCUCGGGCUCUGCCGCCGUCGACCUUCACGAGGCGCUUUACCUUCUUCAGCAUCGAGGACAGGAUGCUGCUGGUAUCGCGACUUGUGCGGCAGGUGGUCGCAUCUUCCAGCUGAAGGCCAACGGUAUGGCGGCCAAGGUCUUCAAUGACGGUGCUAGGGUGGCCGAUCUUCCAGGCUCGAUGGGCAUUGGACAUCUAAGAUACCCCACUGCCGGAAGCAGUGCGAACGCCGAGGCGCAGCCUUUCUACGUGAACAGCCCCUACGGUAUCUGCCUGGCCCAUAACGGAAAUCUCAUCAAUGCUCCCGAGCUGAAGAAAUACCUGGAUCUGGAGGCUCAUCGUCACAUCAACACCGACAGCGAUAGCGAGUUGAUGUUGAACAUCUUCGCCGAUGAGGUUAGCAAGACCAAGAAGGCGCGUGUCAACAAGGAAGAUCUUUUUGUUAGUCUGAGCCGGGUAUACGAGAGAUGCCAGGGUGGCUGGGCUUGUACCGCAAUGCUGGCUGGCUUUGGUAUCCUUGGUUUCCGUGACGCAUAUGGUAUCCGUCCCCUGGUCAUUGGCUCCAGGCCCUCAUUGGAUGGCCCUGGCACGGACUAUAUGAUGGCAUCCGAGUCUGUUGCUUUGCAGCAGCUUGGUUUCAGUAACAUCCGUGACAUCCAGCCUGGUGAAGCCGUCAUCAUUCAGAAAGGCCAGGAGCCUGUCUUCUGUCAGGUGGCGCCCAAGAAGGCAUAUGCUCCGGAUAUCUUCGAAUAUGUCUACUUUGCUCGUCCUGACUCCGUCAUCGAUGGUAUCAGCGUCUACCGAAGCCGUCAACGCAUGGGUGACCACCUCGCUGCUCGGAUUCUGGACGUUCUCGGUCCCGAAGUCGUCAAGGAUAUUGAUGUUGUCAUUCCCAUUCCUGAAACAUCGACCACCUCGGCUGCCGCAGUCGCUCGCUUCCUAGACAAGCCUUACUGCCAGGGCUUCGUUAAGAACCGAUACGUCUUCCGCACCUUCAUCAUGCCCGAGCAGAAGACUCGGCAAAAGGGUGUCCGUCGCAAGUUGAACGCCAUGCAAGCCGAGUUCAAGGACCGAAAUGUCCUUCUGGUUGAUGACAGUAUCGUGCGUGGAACCACGAGUCGGGAGAUUGUCAUGAUGGCGAGAGAAGCUGGUGCGAAGAAGGUCUACUUCGCCAGUUGCGCGCCGGAAAUCACACAUGCACAUGUUUACGGUAUCGACCUGGCAUCCACCAGCGAGCUUGUCGCGCAUAACCGCAGCGUUGAGAGCAUUGCUGAACACAUCGGUGCCGACAGCGUCAUUUACCAGACUCUGGAUGACUUGAAGGGUGCUUGUGCCGAGAUUACCAAGGAGAACGGACUGAGCGAGCCUGUCAAUUUUGAAGUGGGCGUCUUCUGCGGCAACUAUGUCACACCUAUCUCGGAAGGCUACUUUGAACACCUUGAGAAGAUUCGAGGCGAAGGUCGCAAGAUCAAGGCCGUUGACCGUGCCAAGGAAGCCGUCGCUCAUGGCUUCGCCAAUGAAAAGGACUUCCAAAUUGCUGCGAACGGCGUCAGGCUCGACCAGGACGGCAAGAUCAUUCCUGCCAGGUACCCGGGAGAGUCCGAGGUGCCUCAGGUCGGCCUCAACCCUGGCAAGGAGUCUGAGGAACACGAGGAAGAACACCCCCAAGUUAAGGAUCGCAUGGAUAUCAGUAUCCACAACAUUGGUGAUCACUGA
Messenger RNA from Aspergillus clavatus NRRL 1, 1749 nucleotides. Its product is annotated as amidophosphoribosyltransferase. Lineage: Eukaryota; Fungi; Ascomycota; Eurotiomycetes; Eurotiales; Aspergillaceae. Bases 1 to 1749 code for a protein of 582 amino acids. The transcript is spliced from 4 exons. Gene Ontology annotation, cellular component: cytoplasm. The record is from RefSeq and is a predicted model, not a curated record. Gene Ontology annotation, biological process: purine nucleobase biosynthetic process; purine nucleotide biosynthetic process. Gene Ontology annotation, molecular function: amidophosphoribosyltransferase activity.